Xenopus tropicalis (tropical clawed frog) is the source of this 1706-nucleotide messenger RNA. RefSeq names its product serine protease 27-like. Gene Ontology annotation, biological process: proteolysis. The transcript is spliced from 6 exons. Lineage: Eukaryota; Metazoa; Chordata; Amphibia; Anura; Pipidae. The record is from RefSeq and is a predicted model, not a curated record. The coding region runs from base 17 to 1228 and encodes 403 amino acids. Gene Ontology annotation, molecular function: hydrolase activity; peptidase activity; serine-type endopeptidase activity.
CGCCCAGAAGGCAAAAAUGAAGAUAUUGCAUUUACUCGGUGCCGUGUUCCUGCUGAGUUGGGGAACCUAUAGGACGACAGAGGCCCAGCAAUUAUGCGGCCAACGCCUUGUGUCCAGUGGAGUAAUGGGAGGGCAAGAUUCCCAACCGGGCAUGUGGCCUUGGCAAGUGAACAUUCGCAGCCAAAGUGGAGGUUUUUGUGGUGGAUCCCUGAUUACAAGUAAAUGGGUCGUGUCUGCGGCUCACUGCUGUGAUAGUACAUUGACACCAUCCAACUACACAGUCUACGCCGGGUCCUACAACCUAUCUGGCACAAACCCAAACGAAGUAAGUAUUACAGUGAAAAACUUCAUCAUUCAUCCAAACUACACAGCAGCUGAAAAUGGCUCUGAUAUUUGCCUCAUGGAGCUGGGAACUGAGCUGAACUUCACCCAAUAUAUUGCUCCAGUUUGUCUGCCCGCAUCUGGGGUGACUUUCCCAACGGGACUGCCAUGUUGGGUGACUGGCUGGGGAGAACCUGCAUUUAAUGUCAGCCUCCCAUCACCUGUGACCUUGCAGCAAGAAUCAGUGCCCCUGAUUGGUUCACAGGACUGUAACAAUUAUUACGCCUCUCACCCCUAUAUUAAGGAUGACAUGAUAUGUGCGGGUAACGUCAGUGGAGGAAAGGGUUCCUGCCAGGGGGACUCUGGGGGGCCGUUGGUUUGUGCUGAAGCCGACCGUUGGUUCUUGGUUGGAAUUGUGAGCUUUGGAUUGUCUUGUCAGCAGCCAAAUUACCCCGAGGUAUAUGGCCGAAUAAAUGGGUUUCUGGACUGGAUAACGAGUUCUAUCCCCAACGUCUCUGCAAAUGUGCUCAAUGUGACUUUUACUGGGCCAACACCAAACACCACAGCAACUACUACAUCAACCCUUACUACUUCCAUUCCCAACAUUACUAACUCUCUUACUACUUCCCUUACUCCUUCUGUUCCAAAUGCUACUUAUUCCGCUACUGCUUCUUCUAUUGCAAACAUUACUGACUCUCUUACUACUUCUCUUUCUACUUCUCUUCCAAACACAACUACUUCCCUUGCUACUUCUCUUCCAAACACUACUACUUCUGUUGCCAAUUACCUUGCUAAUGCUGUUCAAAACACUACCAAUUCCGUUACUACUAACCUUCCUACUCCCAUUCCAAUGUUCACAUUUACCCUUAUUAUUGUCUAUAUUUGCUCAUUUUCAUUGCCUUCAUAGAAGAGAACAAAGGCAAAACUCUUGCACUCACAUCCCCACCAAAGUCAUGAACAAUAGAGACAAUAAGUACUUAGGGUAUAUUAUUUGGUAGCAGUGCAUAUUGGUCUUUAUGGCCAUUGAUAUCCAAAUGAAAUAAUAAAACAUUAAUGCCGCAGAAGCUUGCAUGUAGGAUCUUUUUGGUUUGCAAUAAAGACAGAGUUCUAUGGUAACUCAAGGUUCUAGGUCAUUCUACUUCGAUUUUAGCUGCCCAUUCCUUCAGUUACACCAGGGAGCCCUUCUCCUUUUCACCAAUGCCUUGCUCAUGUUGUAAAGGGACUGUAACAUGGCAGGAAGGUUAUGGGAAAGGCCAAGGCAGGUUGAAGUCAGCCACCCUGAGAAGCAAUGAUGGAAUAGCAGCUAUAAAAUGUAUUUAUAUAUAAGAAAUGCUCUGUACCUUGUGUAUUUAUGUUACUAUUUAAAUAAACUCAUACACAGCGAA